AUGAUGUUCUCACGGUCAGUAUUCAAAAGUGCCCAUAUAACUCGUGCAGCACGUUUUCGCGUCGCACGUUGUUUCUCGACUUACAAUACAGCAGUCGCCAACCUGUCCCCUGAGCAGGAGGAGCUUCGUGAAGCCGUGCAUGGGUUCGUACAAGCUGAACUUGCUCCUCGCGCUGCAGCAAUCGAUAAAGCCAAUGAGUUUCCUAUGGAUAUGUGGAAGAAGCUUGGACAAAUGGGACUAUUAGGCGUAACAGCUCCUCCUGAAUACGGUGGAUUGGGGCUUGGAUACCUUGAACACACUUUUGUUAUGGAGGAAGUUUCUCGUGCCAGUGGCUCGGUGGCCCUUAGCUAUGGUGCACACUCGAAUCUCUGCGUCAACCAGUUGGUCAGAAAUGGUAAUAAAGAGCAGAAAGAACGCUAUCUGCCAAAGUUGAUCUCUGGUGAUCAUGUGGGUGCAUUGGCCAUGUCAGAGCCAGGUUCGGGCUCGGAUGUCGUUAGCAUGCGGCUAAGAGCAGAGCGCAAAGGAGACCAUUAUGUACUGAAUGGCAACAAAAUGUGGAUUACGAAUGGACCCGAUGCGGACGUCCUGAUUGUAUAUGCCAAGACCAACCCGGAAGCAGGUGCUCAUGGCAUCACAGCUUUCCUUGUGGAAAAGGGAUUUGAAGGCUUUUCAACUGCUCAAAAGCUUGACAAACUCGGCAUGCGUGGCUCCAAUACAUGCGAACUGAUCUUUGAAAACUGCAAAAUCCCAGUCGAGAAUGUGCUUGGGCAAGAAAACAAGGGAGUCUAUGUUUUGAUGAGUGGACUCGAUCUUGAGCGUUUAGUCCUUUCUGGUGGACCACUAGGUCUUAUGCAGGCGGCUUUGGAUGUGGCAGUUCCAUACGUUCAUGAAAGACAUCAAUUUGGCAUGCCUAUUGGUGAAUUCCAGCUGAUUCAAGGUAAACUUGCUGACAUGUACACCAAGCUGAAUGCAUCGCGUGCAUAUGUGUAUGCUGUGGGUAAGGCAUGUGACCAAGGGAAGAUCAGCAACAAGGAUUGUGCUGGAGCCAUUCUUUAUUCUGCCGAGCGUGCUACAGAAGUCGCUCUUGACGCUAUUCAGUGCUUGGGAGGCAAUGGUUACACCAAUGAAUACCCAACUGGGCGGAUCCUGCGUGAUGCGAAGUUAUACGAAAUCGGUGCAGGCACCAGCGAGAUUCGACGCAUGUUGAUCGGUCGUGAAUUCAACAAGAUGUUUAGAAAGUAA
Messenger RNA from Lichtheimia ornata, 1242 nucleotides. Its product is annotated as isovaleryl-CoA dehydrogenase, mitochondrial. The transcript has 7 exons. Gene Ontology annotation, biological process: L-leucine catabolic process. NCBI's taxonomy places the organism in Eukaryota, Fungi, Mucoromycota, Mucoromycetes, Mucorales, Lichtheimiaceae. The coding region runs from base 1 to 1242 and encodes 413 amino acids. The record is from RefSeq and is a predicted model, not a curated record. Gene Ontology annotation, molecular function: 3-methylbutanoyl-CoA dehydrogenase activity; flavin adenine dinucleotide binding.